Messenger RNA from Dimorphilus gyrociliatus, 2075 nucleotides. NCBI's taxonomy places the organism in Eukaryota, Metazoa, Annelida, Polychaeta, Dinophilidae. The record is from the annotation of a GenBank genome assembly.
AUAUAUAUUUCGUCGUAUUCCACCGAUUCGAGGCCUUGUGUUGAAUUCGUUUCGCAAUCGUUAAAAUGGCUGAUGAUGCUAUUUCUCUAUUGUGUAGUUCUGCCAAAUUAGAAAGGGACCGUGGUGUCGAAUCUCUAAACAAGUUCAUCGAUCAAACUUACGAAGCUGGGUUGGUGCCUUUAGAAAAUGAGCUAAUACGCUUUCUCAUUGAUUCAGAAUCGCCUUGGGAAACAAAGCAUGGGGCAUUAAUGGGUGCUAAAGCGAUUUUAACACACGGAAAGGCAAUUGUAUCGGCAACUUUUGAACAAUCAAUUUACGAAUAUAGCUUGAAUUUAUUAGAAGAUGAUGAAUUUCGAGUGCGAAUUGCUGCGGGCGAAGUUAUGGGUGUACUAUGUAGAAAAAUUGGAGUAAAAAUUUAUCAAGAAUGUUGUCAAAAUGUUAUUGAAGGAAUUGAAAUGAAUCUUGAAAGGCAAGCCCUCGAUGUCAAAGAAGAAGAAACAAAAAAGCUUCAAGAGAAAUUGGUUAGAAGUCAAUCAAGCGACGAGGGGAGUAGUAAUUCUGAUAGUUCUUCCUUAAGCGGUUCCAGUAAUGCAAGUCAGAUAUUUCACGACACCGCUGGUUGGAAAUCCCUAGAAACAUGGAUGAAGUGCUUGCAGAGUAUGAUUGAAGGAUGCAAAGAGAAUUUUAAUGACUUUGUAACGGAACAACUAUUAACCCUUGUUUUCAAAACUUUGACCCACACAAAUCGUUUUGUAAGAGAGACUGGAUAUUAUGUUUGCUCUUCUUUGGUUGCCUGUAACGCGGCGGAAGCAGGAAAGUUGGGGGAACGCAAUCAGAUUUUGAUGAAUGGUGACGAUUUUGCUAAACAUCUCUCCCAAGGCCUAGCUGACAAUUGGAGUCAAGUUCGUUUGGCUGCAUCAACUGCAACAAGAAGUUUUCUUAUAAGCUUACCAGCUGAUGAAAUUCGGAAAAGAUUCUUUCCCGUUCUCCUACCCCAAUUAUGCCUGAACAGGUACUACGUCGCUGAAGGUGUCCGAAUAUAUAAUCAAGAUACUUGGCGAUUAAUAACAGGGGAAAAAGGUAAAGAACUUGUUGAAGAGUUCAUAGAUUCAGUGGUCGAAUUUUAUAUAUGUCAAUCUGAGGCUGACAAUCAUGCCGUUAGAGAAGCUGCUUGCGCUUGCAUUGCCGAAUUAGGACUGAAAUUAAAGGCUUCUGUUGUUAGACCCUUUGUUAAACGUUUACUCGAUACUUUAUUGAUUUGUUUCAAAGACGAAAGUUGGCCUGUAAGAGACGCUUCAUGCGUUGCCUGUGGCAAUUUCGUUAAGUGCUUCCCAGACGAAGCUAGGGAUUCGAUGACCUCAUUAUAUCCUCUUUUCUUUGAAAACUUACAAGAUAGUAUUGCAUCAGUAAGAGAAGGUGCUGCAAUAGCUUUAUUCAACGUUAUCAACGCUUACGGGAGAGAAGCUUACAACAUUGUGGUAAAUAAAAUCAUAGAAGGGUUAGAAAACGUCAAAAAUCAAGCAGCAAAUGUUGAUAAAUAUUCUGGUAUUGACAAAGGACCAGCCGUGUAUGGAGUUGUCAAAAAAGCAAGAGAUAAUGAUGAAUCUUUACAUACAAACCAGCAAAUGUAUUCUUGUGGAUCUCUUGCACCGAAAAUGCAUAGGGGUAAAAGAUCUGGAGGUUGUAUGAAUAGUACAUUUAGAAAACCGCCAGAACCGUGGCAAAUGACUGAUGGUUGCGUUCAUUGUGUAGCUGAAUUAUCAAAAUUGUCGGAGUUCCUUCCCGAAACUGCAAAUCUAUUAUCCAAUAUUGUUAAAGCAGCUGGUUAUACACACUACACUCAACACGUUGUAUUGUGGGAAACAAUCUGUAAAAGGCUAAUAGAUAUUGCAAAGGGAUUAGGUAAACGUCUAUUCAAACCUAACUUGGAGCAAUUUUUUCCUGUCCUUUUCGAUUCAGCGAAUUGCGAUAGCGCUCUGACUUCAAAUGCAGCAAGGCAUUGUUGGAUGGAAUUGGCAAAAUUUUUGGGUCCCAAUAUUCUUCGAGGGAGAAUUGAAGCAAGCGAUUUCAAGUAA